Molecule: messenger RNA, 1204 nt
Organism: Cylicocyclus nassatus
Lineage: Eukaryota; Metazoa; Nematoda; Chromadorea; Rhabditida; Strongylidae
Source: the annotation of a GenBank genome assembly
GUCAAAUUCACGGCAAACAUAAGCGUGACCUUGAGAGAAGACAGACACAGAGCUGUUUUUCAUCCGUAGUGAGAACAUGCAGCCGUGCAAGAUAUCGGUUGAGGAGGCGUACAGCAGCACGCAGGCGGCGGGCGUGAAUCUAUCUGGCCACGUCCUAUAUAAGGUCGAAGCGAAAGCACAGUAGACAGCUGUGUGACGACAACGACGACGACGACACCGACAGCUCCAAUCCGUCACUAGAAUGGACUUGGAGCAUCGGGUAAAGGCCUAUCGUUUCGUCGCCUAUUCGGCUGUCACAUUUUCUGUCGUUGCGGUGCUAUCAGUAUGUGUAACACUUCCUAUGGUCUAUAAUUAUGUACACAAUGUGAAGCGGACUAUGCACAAUGAAGUCAAUUUUUGUAAGGGAUCUGCGAAAGACAUCCUAAACGAGGUGAACCAGCUUCGGCAUAUCCCAACUAGUAACCGUACAGCGCGUCAAGCCGGCUACGGACCUCCUCCAGACGCGGCUGUUACGGGAAUGGUCCAGCACAAUUGCGAAGCCUGCUGUAUCCCUGGCCCUCCUGGCCCACAGGGACCACCAGGAAGGCCGGGUCGACCUGGCAAACCCGGUGUACCCGGAAUGCCCGGUAAACCUGGUCGCCCACCACAGCAGCCCUGUGAGCCGAUCACACCACCUCCAUGCCGACCAUGUCCACAGGGACCACCUGGACCGCCGGGACCUCAGGGACCGCCUGGAGACCCGGGACCAAAUGGAAAGCCUGGAGCACCUGGAUUGGACGGUCCUCCAGGGCCGCCAGGGCCGAAGGGACCACGUGGACCGCCUGGGAAUCCGGGACCAGCUGGACCACCAGGUCCUCCAGGAGAGGAUGCUCAGUCAGAAGGAAUCAUUCCCGGAGAGCCUGGACCUCCAGGACCACCAGGUCCCCCAGGACCACCAGGACCAGAUGGUCUGCCCGGCGCACCAGGAGCACCAGGUCAACCCGGGCCCAAAGGACCGCCUGGACCCGAUGGACCACCCGGACCAGACGGUAAUCCUGGACGUCCCGGACCACCAGGACCGCCUGGCCGACAAGGCGAACCCGGGGAUUUUCUGGACUAUAUUCGUCAGCAAGUUUUCGAGAAUGUGGAUGUGGCUUGGAAAAUUGCCAAUCCUCUUUCUCUGCGUUCAAGUCGUUCUUGUAUCGUUGUACUGUCACUAAUAUGA